Molecule: messenger RNA, 267 nt
Organism: Hirsutella rhossiliensis
Lineage: Eukaryota; Fungi; Ascomycota; Sordariomycetes; Hypocreales; Ophiocordycipitaceae
Product: centromere DNA-binding protein complex CBF3 subunit
Exons: 2
Coding region: 1-267 (88 amino acids)
Molecular function (GO): DNA binding
Source: RefSeq, a predicted model, not a curated record
AUGGCCGGGCACCCGCCGCAGGCCGGAUGCUUCGAGAUACGCCGUGCCGGCGUGACGCCGCCGGAGGUCCUGCUCUCGAUGAUCUGGCCCGAGCUGGACCGUUGGCGAGGCCGGUUCGGUCCCGGUACCGAGCAGGAGAACGACCUGGCAGCGAUGGCCCCGUUUGGAACCACCCGGUCUUCCGGCAUCCGGCCUACGCCCCGUUCGCGCACCAGCUAUCGGACUUCAUCCUUGAAGAGGAGCGUCCAAGCCAGCUUGCAGUCCUAG